GUUUCUUGCUUGCGGCGACGCAUCUUCCCCAUUCGAAGCUUCAACAUCGCGUACGUCACUGACGCUUUCUUUUGGACUCAUCUAAUCCCUUGAUUUGUCGCUCUCUUACGCCUCGGUUACGAUCGCUUCACUAUCUUCGGAAAGUUGGGCUAUUAGUCAACACUUUCUUGUUUUCCGCUCCAGUAUUAGGCUGUGUGGCGCCAUGGUCCCCCAAGUCAAACAGGAGCCUGAUUCCCAGACACCAUACAUCAAACCCGACCCAUACAUCAAACAGGAUCCCGACAGCAAGGAUACAGUGCUCGCUGAUAUCGACGAUGAAGACUUGUAUGAGGAUGCGGGCGAUCUAGACUUCUCGGCUGCAAACCAAAGCGUCUGGCUUUCACGGCUGCCCCGGUCACUAUGGGAACAUUGGGCGCAUCUGUCAAACAGCGCCGGCGAUGACGACGAGGAAAUUCAGAUCGGGACAAUGAGGAUCGAGGGUACACAGAAUGAUCUCAAACGGGUCAGUUUGCGCAUAAACGCACGAGAAGACAAUCGCGAUAUUCCUAAAGACUACCUACUGCAACGGCAAACGAUAACUUCAGAGAACGUUUCGCACUUGACGCAAAAUACGUACCUUUUCACGGAGAGGGACCUCCCAGGUCAUGAGAAUCGAAUGGUGGUUUUUGGCGAGGCGCGUUCGGCGCUCUAUGAGUCGAUGAAGCGAGAAAUGAAGAAGAAGGAGCGCAAGAAGAAAUGGGAGCCCUACGUCAGAAAAACUGUACCGAAACAAACGGCUUUGGUCGGGAGCGUGAGUGAAGAGUUCAACUGCCUUCCGGUUGAGAACGAGGAAUUCCGGCGGCUAUCGGAGAAGAAGGCUCUGGAGGCACUCAAACCGAAGCGUGAGACUGUAUUUAUCGAUAAGAUUCCGGGCAAGAUGCUCCAGCCGCGAAAUGCAUUGCCUGGAGAGAAGGGUGCUUUUGUGCAAGCAACGAGGCCAGCCAAGCCCAAGGCCCAGGAAAACAAAACCACGCGUAUGCCUCAGAACGAACUGUUGGAUCUUAUCUACCAGUGCUUCAGGGAAUACAAGUACUGGCCAUUUAAGAACCUCAAGGCGAGACUGCGACAGCCCGAGGCUUACCUCAAACAAACUUUGGAAAUGGUUGCGCAUUUGGUCAAAGCCGGUGACUUUGCUAUGACCUGGGAGCUGAAGCCCGAAGCGAGGGAAAGCAACUACGCCAAUGCGAUGUACAACGAUGCUAAGGAUGAACUCGCACCGGGAGACUACAACUUCGAGGAUGGCUCUGAAGAGGAGGCCACUCCUUCUGGCAUGAUGACAGAUAAUGACGAAGGACAGUUCGAGAACGUUGUCUAAGGAUACGGAGGAUCCUAUGUAGCAUAAGGGCCAUGGCGUUACUUUGGGGUUUGGGUGAUUUAAUACAGGCUGUUUAGAUAGUAUAUUAUGAGCGCCUAGAUGACAGGCCCAACAUCUAACACACAUUUUUACAGAACAAUAUCAUCGAGCUGAAUCGCUCAAGUCAAG
Aspergillus eucalypticola CBS 122712 is the source of this 1522-nucleotide messenger RNA. RefSeq names its product transcription factor IIF subunit TFG2. NCBI's taxonomy places the organism in Eukaryota, Fungi, Ascomycota, Eurotiomycetes, Eurotiales, Aspergillaceae. The record is from RefSeq and is a predicted model, not a curated record. Gene Ontology annotation, cellular component: transcription factor TFIIF complex. The coding region runs from base 203 to 1354 and encodes 383 amino acids. Gene Ontology annotation, biological process: transcription initiation at RNA polymerase II promoter; transcription by RNA polymerase II. The transcript is spliced from 4 exons.